Molecule: messenger RNA, 1405 nt
Organism: Malania oleifera
Lineage: Eukaryota; Viridiplantae; Streptophyta; Magnoliopsida; Santalales; Ximeniaceae
Product: homogentisate solanesyltransferase, chloroplastic
Exons: 10
Coding region: 69-1235 (388 amino acids)
Cellular component (GO): membrane
Molecular function (GO): prenyltransferase activity
Source: RefSeq, a predicted model, not a curated record
CAGCCAAAGGGCCAGCGCCCCUGUUGCACUCUAAGUCUGUAGCUGCCGUGCUCUCUCUCUCUCUCUGUAUGGAGCUUUCAUCAUCUGCAGCUUCUUCCUUUCGAAUUUCUGCUUUAAUUCCUCACGGAAACACUUCUAUUCGCCAGAUUAAUCAUACCUGCAGCUGCAGACCCUCUGAUUUGUCUUUCAAAUGCUCUUCGAGUUCGUGCUCACUGCAUUUGAUUCGCCGCAUAAGCUGCUCCAGACCUGUCUCUAACCCACAUUACAACCAUUUUUCUAUCUGGGCCAGUUCUCAAGUUGGAGCUGCAGGAUCAAAUCCCGUGUUUAACAAAGUAUCAGAGUUCAAGGAUGCAUUCUGGAGAUUUUUGAGGCCCCAUACUAUUCGAGGAACAGCCUUAGGGUCAAUAGCUUUAGUAGCGAGAGCAUUGAUUGAGAAUCCAAAUUUGAUAAAGUGGUCACUGUUGUUAAAGGCAUUUUCUGGUCUUCUUGCUCUUAUAUGCGGGAAUGGUUAUAUAGUGGGCAUCAAUCAGAUAUACGAUAUUGGAAUUGACAAGGUAAACAAACCUUAUUUACCUAUAGCCGCAGGGGAUCUUUCAGUUAGGUCUGCAUGGUUUUUGGUGUUGUUUUUUGCAGUGACGGGCCUUUUGAUUGUUGGAUUGAACUUUGGUCCAUUCAUUACUUCUCUCUACUGUCUUGGUCUUUUCCUCGGCACCAUUUAUUCUGUUCCUCCAUUAAGAAUGAAGAGAUUUCCAAUCAUAGCAUUUCUUAUAAUUGCCACGGUACGUGGGUUUCUUCUUAAUUAUGGUGUGUAUUAUGCCACAAGAGCUGCUCUUGGGCUAACAUUUGAGUGGAGCUCUCCCGUGGCUUUCAUCACAACUUUUGUAACACUGUUUGCAUUGGUCAUUGCCAUAACAAAAGACCUUCCAGAUGUUGAGGGGGAUCGCAAGUUUCAGAUAUCAACCUUGGCAACAAAGCUUGGUGUUAGAAACAUUGCAUUUCUUGGUUCUGGGCUUUUGGUGCUAAAUUAUAUUGGUUCUAUAUUGGCAGCAGUUUACUUGCCUCAGGCUUUUAAACGCAGCUUAAUGAUUCCUGUGCAUACCAUUUUGGCAUUGAGUUUGAUUUUCCAGGCAUUGGUAUUAGAGCAAGCAAAUUAUACAAAGGAAGCAAUCUCAAGCUUCUACAGGUUUAUAUGGAAUCUGUUCUAUGCCGAGUAUAUUAUAUUUCCUUUUAUCUAACAUUCUUGGCUUAGAGAAAGAGAUUGUGUUUCUAGAAACUGCUUGUAUAGAACCGCAUAAUCAUGCAAAAGAGUGUAUUUUUCUGUAUAUAAUGUGAAAUGGGCGCAUUUUUGCAUCAACAUGUUUACACUGAAAACAAUGAAAUUGGAGGUGUUUAAUUUAUGGACCUA